Acanthosepion pharaonis is the source of this 1068-nucleotide messenger RNA. The record is from the annotation of a GenBank genome assembly. NCBI's taxonomy places the organism in Eukaryota, Metazoa, Mollusca, Cephalopoda, Sepiida, Sepiidae.
AUGAGUCUUGUCGCACGAUUCUUUUCAGACGAGUCUUACAGACUAGUCUUUUUAGUUGAGUCUUUAGAGAUGUCUCUUUACAGACAUGUCUUUUCACUCGUGUCUUUACAGACAAGUUUUUUCAGUCAUGUCUUUACAGAUGUAUCUUUUCAGUCGUGCAAGUCUUUUCAGUCGUGUCUUUACAGACGAGUCUUCUCAGUCUUUUUACAGUUUUCAGUCGUGUCUUUACAGACGAGUCUUCUCAGUCGUAUCUUUACAGGCAAGUCUUUUCAGUCGUGUCUUUACAGACGAGUCUUCUCAGUCGUAUCUUUACAGGCAAGUCUUUUCAGUCGUGUCUUUACAGACGAGUCUUCUCAGUCGUAUCUUUACAGGCAAGUCUUUUCAGUCGUGUCUUUACAGACGAGUCUUUUCAAUCGUGUCUUACAGUUGAGUCUUUUCAAUCGUGUCUUUACUGACGAGUUUUUCAGACGGGUCUUUACAGAGUCUUUUCAGUCGUGUCUUUACAGACGCGUCUUUUCAGUCGCGUCUUUACAGAGGGGUUUCAAUCGUGUCUUUACAGAAGAGUCUUUUCAGUCGUGUCUUUACAGAGUCUCUUCAGUCGUGUCUUUACAGAAGAGUAUUUUCAGUCGUGUCUUUACAGACGAGUUUUUCAGUCGUGUCUUUACAGAGUUUUUCAGUCGUGUCUUUACAGACGAGCCUUUUCAGUCGUGUCUUUACAGACGAGCCUUUUCAGUCGCGGCUUUACAGAGGAGUUUUUCAGCCGUGUCUUUACAGACGAGUUUACAAUCGUGUCUUUAUAGACGAGUCUUUUCAGUCGUAUCUUUACAGACGAGUUGUUCAGUCGUGUCUUUACAGAGGAGUUUUUCAGCCGUGUUUUACAGACGAGUUUACAAUCGUGUCUUUAUAGACGAGUCUUUUCAGUCGUGUCUUUACAGACGAGUUUUUCAGUCGUGUCUUUACAGAGUUUUUCAGUCGUGUCUUUACAGACGAGCCUUUUCAGUCGCGUCUUUACAGAGGAGUUUUUCAGUCGUGUCAUUACAAACGAGUUUACAAUCGUGUCUUUAUUGA